AUGGCUCCCCCCAGACCAACCCCCAGACCAGCCCCCAGACCAACUCCCAGACCGACACCCAGACCAACUCCCAGACCGACCCCCAGACCGACCCCCGCCCCUGACCCUGUGGUCCCAGCAAGACCCCGACCCGUCAUCACGCGGAAUCCAACCUGCUACAGACCAAACGGCACCUACUCGUGCACUGUUGAUGACAAUCACGGAAAGCGUAACGAUGGCCCGGCUGUUGCGAUUGCGUUUGCGGCCUUGUUUGGGCUUGUGGCGUUAAUUGUGGCGGCGGUCCAUUUUGCGCGGUGGAGGGCGAGACGACGGGCAUUGAAGGAGCGAUCUGUAAUGGAGGCAGAAGGAAAAUCUGUGGAUGAUCCUGAUGGUUUGGUCGCUGCUGCUUUUGGUGGUGUUGAGAUUCGAGGUAUUGAUGGUGUGGAUGGUGUGGAUGGUGGUGUUUCAGAGAUGGGGCAGGUUCAAGCCCAGUCAAUCGCACAGCCAUAUGGUACCCCUACUUACCCAAUGCCGAUCCCUAAUCCGUAUGUCGAUCCAGCCUCUCCCAAGCCUAAGGAGUACGUGGAUGAGAAAGCGGAGGCGGGAGGGUUGUCAUUUCUUCCGAUUUCCAGUCGGCCUGCGACUCCCGCUGAGGGAACUCCAACGCGGACUCAUUCGAGCCUAUCCCUGUCGAUGGCAUCCACUCUGCCUGCUGACCAGGAACAACAAUUGGAUUGCGCACUCGACCUGAUGCGUCGCCUGCCUCCUCAGAACACCGAGGAGAACCUGGCCUCGCUCAUGACCCUCCUCCCCGAUCUCCAUGAGGACCUUUUAUCAUCCAUCGACCAGCCCCUCAAGGUCCAGACCUGUGUAAAGUCAGGGAGGGAAUAUUUGCUCUGUGAUUAUAACCGGGAUAGUAACAGUUAUCGCUCGCCUUGGUCGAACGAGUUCAGUCCUCCUUUGGCUGAUGCUACCUACCCUUCAGCCAAGCUCCGCAAGCUCGAGAUUGCAGCGAAUGAUGCGUUCGACACCUACAGGGAGCUCUACUUUGAAGGAGGAGUUUCAUCGGCCUACUUUUGGGAUCUCGAGGACGGUGCCUUUGCCGGCGUUGUCCUCAUUAAAAAGAUUGGCGAUGGAAAGGGAAGGGCAAAGGGAGCAUGGGACAGCAUUCACAUUUUUGAGGCGCAGGAGAAGGCUCGCAAUGCUCACUACAAACUCACAUCGACCGUCAUGCUCUACAUGCUCAGCAGCAAGAACGAAUUGGGCGACAUGAACCUCUCAGGAAGCAUGACUCGCCAGGCAGAGAUGGAUGGAAUUGUUGAUGACCCAUCGAUGCACAUUGCCAACAUUGGCAGGAUGAUUGAGGAUAUGGAGACGAAAAUGCGCCAUUUGCUGAAGGACGUCUACUUCGGCAAGACGAAGGAUACUGUCAACGACCUGCGCUCAAUCGAGUCGUUGGCCAAGGUGCGAAAGCAGCAGGAGCUCCAGCGUGAGAUUGCAAGCAAGUUGCAGGCACGUCAGCAAUAG
Molecule: messenger RNA, 1506 nt
Organism: Linnemannia hyalina
Lineage: Eukaryota; Fungi; Mortierellomycota; Mortierellomycetes; Mortierellales; Mortierellaceae
Source: the annotation of a GenBank genome assembly